Molecule: messenger RNA, 1045 nt
Organism: Sclerotinia trifoliorum
Lineage: Eukaryota; Fungi; Ascomycota; Leotiomycetes; Helotiales; Sclerotiniaceae
Source: the annotation of a GenBank genome assembly
AAAUGCCCUGCACAGAACUCGCACUCCUCCCCCUCACCACCCCACUUUCCCCCCAUCUCAUCCCCAAACUUCAAAUCGCCAAACACGUGCUCGAAACUGCUGCGGGAUAUCCUUGUUAUUUCUAUCAACAGGUGGAAAAUCCUUCGUAUAUAUAUAUUGUCGGUACGUGGGAUAGUCCUCAGCACCAUGAGAGGUUCAUACCCAGUGUGCAAAAUUUGGGCCUUUUUGAUUUGUUGAAGGGGGAGGUGGUGGUGGGGGCCGGUGUGGGGGAGACGAUUGAGGGAGGGGUAUUAGGAUGUGGCAUUGUGAGUGUGGGGUUUUCUUUUUCUUUCUUUUUCUUUUUAGUUUGAUAUUGAUGUUGAUGUGAUGGUUGGAGGCGGGUUGCAUUAAAAGAUGCAUUUUGUGUGGCUUAUGAGUGGGGAUUUUUGCUUUGCUUUGCUUCAUGCAUGGAACUAAAUUUAGGGUAAAUACUAAUUCUAUUAACACCACAGUACAAUGCGAUGCACUUCUUUCUCUUCGUCUAGGAAUAGACAAAGAACCCGAAGAAGCAGACUCGAAGAAAAAAUCUCCCUUCUCCGCACCCAUAAUAUCAUGCACUCGAUAUUUCAUCACAUCCUCCAACAAAGAAGGAUUUCGGGAGAAAUUUGAUUCGGUGAAACAUGUAUUGGCAGAUGAGGUGAGAGAGUAUGAGAUUGAGGGAGGAUGGAGAAUAGAGAAGGAGGCGGAGGAUAAAGAGGAGUGGGUUAUGUUUUGUGGGUGGAAGAGUGUGGAGAGACAUCUGGGGUUUGGUAAGAAGGAAGGGUUUAGGGAGUGGAGGGGCAUCGUGGAUUGGGUGGAUGGGUUUGAGGUUAGACAUUUGAGGAGGAUUGAGGGGUUGUGAUUUAAUGGGAGGUAAGGAGUGGAAAAGAAAGAGGAUAGAAGGUUGAGAUUAAGUCUAAAGAAAUUAAUUUGUUGGAAAGAAGGAAUGGUGGUUCAUUCUAGAGGGAGCAACGGGUUCACUCUACACUCUACCUCGAGUUCAUGAUUUCAUAUAUUUAUAGUCUUG